This is a messenger RNA of Dreissena polymorpha, 891 nucleotides long. RefSeq lists its product as uncharacterized. The record is from RefSeq and is a predicted model, not a curated record. The transcript has 4 exons. The coding region runs from base 95 to 412 and encodes 105 amino acids. NCBI's taxonomy places the organism in Eukaryota, Metazoa, Mollusca, Bivalvia, Myida, Dreissenidae.
ACCUAUAUUUAACCAUAUUAAAAAUGGAUUAUCCGUUGUUUGGCUCCUAUAGCUGUUACAUCUACUUUCGGAAUUAUACUGUCAAGAAAACAAUAUGCAUUCAACCGCGAGAACAAACAACGGUAUGGACUAUAACAACACAAGUUAUCAGACAACGCCCAUUUCCAGUAUUUCCAGACAUCAGUGUCCACUGGCAUUGAUUUUUGGUCCGGUUGCUGGCGGAUUGGUGGCGGGAGUAGGGGCAUCCUUCGUCAUCCAGAAAGGUACAAAGCGACGCACCAAAGACGCUAACCAACAAUCAAAGAGGGACGAGCGUAUAAGAAUGGAAGAUAUUCAAAUCGACAUUGACAUGAAACCUAAACACAAAAAAGAAGAAAAGAAACAAUAUCGAACAAUGUCAACACAGACAUAAGAAUCAGAUCGUUACAUAAUUUCGGUGUGAAAAUAAGCCCAUUGGACAAUCGAAGCCCUUGCAAGUUACGAAAGAAAGUUGUAAUAUAGCUUCGCAUAAACUGUUUUUCUUUAUCGAGUUGUAAUCAGACUUCAUUUUAUCAUGUUUGCAAUUUUAGAAUUCAAUCGAAACGAAAUCCAUUAAGUAUGUUUUGCUCCUAUUUCUGUUUUUAUUUUAAAAAUCUGAAUUCGGAAAUGAAGUUCCGUCUGGUUUUAGCGUUAUUUACAAUAAUGGGUGAUGUCAUCAACGCUAAAGCACCUGGCUAAGAUUCUAUCAUAAUAAACUACAUAUUAAUUAUUGAAUAUAAAAUACAAUUAAGAAAAAACAAGUAGUUCCGCUCUAAAAAUAGAAUGAUGUAAAAUAGGCAUGCUAUCUACAUAAGGCUGAAGUUAACAUAAUGGGCUGUUAUUCGAUUGAUUGGCUUAUGGUAGAUGUAUAAA